Molecule: messenger RNA, 4681 nt
Organism: Astyanax mexicanus (Mexican tetra)
Lineage: Eukaryota; Metazoa; Chordata; Actinopteri; Characiformes; Acestrorhamphidae
Exons: 22
Coding region: 156-4187 (1343 amino acids)
Source: RefSeq, a predicted model, not a curated record
CGUGCAUUAUUUACUAGAGGUUAGAAUUGUGGUUUUGAAGUAAUGAGUUGUAACACCAGCCUGAGCUGGAGCUCCAUUAGGGUGUUAUGUCAUAUCAUGUCCUGUCUUUUUUCCUCAGCUGCACGAGGACUGCCUAAGGAUGCCUAUAGUGAGAGAUGGCGAGCACUAGCAGAAGCGUCUAUUCAACAGAAAUGGCCAGGGAAGCACCAGCUCAGAGUCUGGAGACCAGUGAGGGAGGAAGGUGUCGAGCUGGUUGUGAAAAGACUACAGGAGAGGACCGAGAGGAGGUAGAGGACGAGGCUGGUGCUGAGAAACGGCCCUCUGUGCUCUGGGAGAAGUAUUUUGAACAGAGUAUAUUUGUGGACAUCAGUGAUGAUGACAGCCUUCAUAUGAGUGACCUCCAGGGUUCCUUCAGGGUCCACAUAUCACAGCAUGAGGAGAGCGAGAACACAGGACUUUCUGAUUCAAAUGAGUCUGAAGAGGACUCCACAGAGAGCUCGGUCUCCAUCAGCAGUGUACACAGAGAUCACAUCAACGCCAGAGAUAUGAAAGGAAAUAAGGCGAAGGAUAACACAGCACCAGAGCGACCAAGGUGGAGGCCUGAGGAUGACAACACCAGCGAUGAAGACCAGGAGGAGCUCCCAUAUGAUGGUGAACUUCACCACCACCACCACCACACGUUGCACCCUAAAGAGAGCCCUGAAGAGACCUCUAAAGACCAUCACACUGUGAACGCUGACAUGCUCUACACCCCCAGCACGCCUAACAGCGGUGCUGAGAAUGUAAAAGGUGGUAUUUACAACCGCAGUCAACCUGUAGCUGAGUGUUUCCAGCAGCAGGAGCCCAGUCCAGUUCCAGCAUCAGUGCCUGAGUUUCUGCUGAGGCAUUUCUCCCACGAUGAACUGCUGAACUGUGGCAGGCUGAUCGAGGCGGAGACCAUGCCUGAAGUCUCCCUGCUCGAGAGCGUCGAUGAGACAGCGUGGAGCAGAGCUUCAGCCAACCCACACACUGCAGGAGUGGGAGGACACUGCUCAAAGCUCAAAGCCUGUCUGAGGCCUGUGGAGGAGGAUGAGUCCAGCAGAGGCAGAAACCACACAGAUAACACAGAGAUAACUGACUUGAAGAUGGAAUCCGCUAGAACAGCAGCAGACCAGAAUAAUAUGACUGAUGAACAAAUAAACCAUAAUCAAUCAAACUCCACUGAAGAGUCCCGACUGUCUGUCCUCAGCGAUUUGGAUGCUGGUCCGAGCAGUUCAGCUGAAGAUGAGCAGAAAGAGAAUGAAGAUGAAGAGGAUGAGGAGGAAGAUGUGGAAGAGGAUGAGGAAGACGCAGAGCAGUGCUGCAGUGCCAGCACUCCGGACCUGGAUAAAGCAGACGUCCAGGUCGGCAGGUUUUCCCUGGGCAGGACGCGGUCCUGCAGUGAGCUGAAGUACGGCCAGGGUCAGGUUCACUACCCCCUGCCGGACUUCUCCAAAGUGGCCCCUAAAGUCAAGAUUCCCAAAGGUAACAGUCCCACCAAACCUGGCACCCACACGCCAUCCACGGACAGGCCCCACACCACAACGGCAGGCACUCAGAUUAAAUCCCCGUCCUCCUGUUCGGCUGAUGUCAUCAGUCGGGUUUUGGAGGACUCUGUUUGGCUGAGUGAGGUGAGGAAAGAUGAGGAAGAACAGGCCAGACUGGACCAGCUGUUACAGGCUGAAUAUAACAGAUUACUUGCCAAAUAUGCAGUUGAUGACAACCUAAUCAACCAGACACAACAGACUCAAGACUCUAUUAAUCAGCCAUCCUCAACCCACUGGAAAGAAACAGUAGAUGUUCUGGACGACACACAAGGCCAGCCCAGAGCUGCCAAACCAACCUUCCAGUCAACUAUAGCAGGACUGUUUGAGGAGAGGAAAGAUGCAGAGCGGAUGUCUCUUCCUGAGCAGCAGAGUGUGACUGAUGGCCAGAGACUGACCGCUGAGCUCACCACUAUUAUAUAUCAGUUUACAGAGCAGAUGGAGGAAUUCAAAAACUGUAUCAGCACCAUGUCGAUGACAAUUGAAGAACAGCAAAAGGUGUUUAAGAGCAUGAUGGAGGCUCAGGAUCAGCUGGAGAGGAACUACAUGAGUAAGAAAGAAGAGCACAGAGUUCUGGAGAUGCAGAACUAUAUGGGUCUCAACAGGAACACGGGACCGUUUGACCCAGACAGGCAGGUGGAAGGAGAGAUAUUCCGGCUGGGUAUGCAGCUGGAGGACAUAAAGGAACAGAUAGACAGAAACGCCUGCCGUGAGCUCUCUCCUCCUCCUGUAUCCUCCACUCCCACUCCUUCACCGCAUGGGGAGUUCAUCCCUUCUUCCUCACACCAGCCAUCACUGCAUGAGGAGUCUGUCUUCAGUUUCCCUGCUGGUGUUCAGAGCAUGGCUGAGGAAGAGGAACACUCUCAAAUGACUGAAGCUGUUGAUGAAGAGUCCAGGGCUGCAGACUUCAGGCUACACACCUUCAGCCAGAUGCCCUGCAUCAGCCGGGAGGAUGAGGAGGGUAGUCUGAGUUUGCACAGUGAGGUGGAUGAGCAUGAGGACUUUCUGGCACAGUUAACUGAGCAACUUCCAUCAGAACAUCAGAGAACAUCUGACGGGCCUGCAGGGCCUGAAGAUCUGGAAUCUCCCACUCCAGAUUCCCCAGAUCAUAACACAGCACAGAGGUUUGUGAGUCUAGAAACAGACAGCGGCUUCAGCACUUCUGACCUGAGCCGUCCCCCUACAGGACUGUCUCACACACAGUGUAACACUGACCGUUUGUCCCCUUCUGAUGAUGUCAACAGCAUGUCAGCAUCUGAUAAUGAAGCAUCUCGCUCUGAUCUACAUACGGCUAUUUCUCUUACAACAUGGGCUGGAUGGCCCAAAAUGGGCGAGUCAGAACCAGAUCCACUGUCAGAAUACGUUCCAAAUAUGCAAGAGAACAACACUACCCAGAAUGCCCCUGCUGGACCACACAUCUCCGGAGAGACACCAGUGUGGGGUGAAGAUGGUGCCACUCUUCAUUCUGCUCCACUGCAAGAGCCCAGCCAAGAGGAGCAGUUUCUACAGAAACAGAGGCCUACUGCUGCCGAGAUGCCAACCAGAGACAAGCACUCUCGCUGCUCUUGUUCCAACAGUGAUGCUAUCAGUGCACUGCAGAGUGAGGUGUCCCGUCUGAAGAGGGUGCUGGAGGAGAGUCUGGGUCACCUGCCGCACCUGUGCAUGCGAAUGGACCACCUGAGCAACAUGUACACACAGGAGAAGAGACUGAGGAGCCGUCCCCGUCUGCGACACCAAAACAGACCACCUUCAAAAGGAACAGACAGUGGAGACUCAGACCACUCUGAUAGGCCUGCCUCUUUUAAAUCUGCCUCCAGUUACACUCACUCCAGAUCUCCCUCCAUCACACAACUACAUCACCUCAAAUACUCUUCCACAGCAGCCUCCUUAGAGAGCCUGUCUCAGGACAUGUCUCAGUCUAGACCCAGAAGCAGCCAUCAGAGAGCGAGCGUUGGGCCAUCCUGUCCCGAUGGCAGUGUGAGCGCUGGGCCAAGCUGCUAUAGCAGUGACGUCAGCAUUGAACCGUUCAGAGACUACAGAAGAGCCAGUGUUGGACCAGCCAGGCGCAGCAGCAGCGUUAGCGUUGGGUCUGCCAGCAGUGGCAGCAGAACCAGUGCUAGGCCAGACACUGAUGGAAGUGAUGCCAGUUUUAGAUUAAAUGGUAAAAGAAGCCAAGCUGAAACUGGGUACAGACCACCAGGAGAAAAGCCUCCUCUUCAUAAACCUCUGCUUCAGACCAACUAUGGAUCCUGUAACAGCCUUCCACCAGGUUUUAAGGUGCAAGAUCAGCUGUCAGAUUCUGAAGUGUCCAGCAGGAGGAGGACCACCCAGUCAGAUUCAGCAAUACUGCCCAGUAAUGUCUACUUCCAGCGGACCUCGCCACUCCCCACCUCACCCUGCAGGAGCAGAGCGAGACCACGGAGACAAAGAGCCAGCAAGGAGGAGGCGAUAAACCGAACUCUGGAUAAAGCUCUGGAGGCGGCUAUGCUGAUGAAGCAGACCACAGACCGCAUGGCUAAAACUCUCUCUACAGAUCUGGCCAAGGCCCAGACCUACAGGAAGCUAAACGGUCUUCAUCCUGACCAGCCACGCCUGGACCAUAGCUCAUAUCACACACUGCAUUAACUGCUCUGUUUCUGUGUGUGCAUGUUCAAUAAUGGAAAUUCUUCAUGUACAUGUUUGUAACAGGGUUUUAUAAUUUUGAAUAAUUUUCAGUGAUCAAACAGGAAAUAAAGGCCAAAAGAAAGACCAAAAGUUGCACUGGAUAAGUUAAUCGGAGUUUAGAAACUGUACUGAAUCACAACACAUCACUAUCUUGGUCUACUACUGCCUGACUUGUGUUAAGUCACUCAGUUUUAUACUGAGGAACAUUUUGUAAAAUUGUUGCAUAAUUGUUAGAUGCAGGUUUUUGGCAGUUUGGUGAAGUUCUGUUCAACAUUUAUACCCAGUCAUAUGAGUUGUUUUGUUUCCCCAUCCUAACGUUUUUUGAAAUGUGUUGUAGGAUUGAAAUGCAGGGAUUAAUGUUUAUUCACAAAUGAUAUGAGGUUGAGCUGCAAAAACAAGAAAAGUUUCACGUUAAUACUGUUCAAACAAAUACAAGUCAAAAUAAACCAUAGAAA